AUGUUCAAUCGAAAGAAACAACGACGACAGGCAGCCGCAGGUGUCGUUCAGUCCAUGAUUGGAGGCAACCACCUUCCUACUAACAAUCACGCUUCCGCUGCUGCCGCCAAGGAAGCAUCGGCACGAAAAUCGACCGCCCAACCGCGGCCGGAUAUUGUCAUUCCUCCUCGGGGGAUUGGACCCAUUGCAGAUCCCAAUGACAAUGACGUCCUGUGUGGACGAGGGGGUCGCAUCAAUUCCCACGUGGGCAAUCGACAAUUUCGGGAGAUUAUUGCGAGCCAUAAAAAAGAUUAUCUGGCGCCCACCACCAAGAAAUUGGAAAAGGCCCACAUUGCGGCAGCCAUUGUCAAUGACAUUCGAUCCAUGCAACCAGCCGGGAGAUUUUUAAAGGAAGAUGGAAAGUCGGGAAUGUGGUACGAUAUUGGCGAUGCAAAGGCAAUCAAGAAAACGGGACAAGCGCUCCGAGAGGAUGCUCCGGACAUACGGCCCGAGAUUGAUGGCGAGUCUGUGGUUACAGAAACAGCUCCAGCAGCAACAACUGCAACAACAACAACAACAACAACAGCUUCCAAAUCACCCAGCAGCAGCAAGCCAACACAAAAGUCUCCCAUUGUUCCCAAAAUGGUCAAUGGGGCUGCUGCGUCAUCCCCAAGUCCAUCACCACGAAAUUGUAGUAGUAGUAGUACCAGGACUACUAGUGGCACCGCAUUUGAUGCUCAUGGUCCACAAUUGCUGCCAGAGGGAAGAAGGAACACUGUCGAUCAACAAGGUCGUGCUGCCAUGCCUCCUCCCUUUCAUCAAUUCAAUCCACCACAACAAGCGAAUAAUCCAUACCUCAAGCAUUAUUCACAAGGAACAUCAGGACCACCACAAACAUAUUCGGGAUCCUUUCCAGCCCGCAGCAUUCCCAUUCAAGCACCCCAAAGUGUCUCGGCCGAUUACAUUCAUGAGGUCCAACAACAGCAAGCCUUGCUUUUGCCUCAUGUGGAAGAAAACGCCUUUGGACGACCCUUUCAUCCUCCGGAAUCGGCCAUUGGAUCGGAAGGGACCAUGAGUUCCAUUUCCGGUCUCACGGAUCCCGUACGAUCCACAAUGUCGGGAAGUGGAAUGAAUGGAGGAGGAACUAAUAGUACAAGGUCUCCAGCACGCGUUACUUCUGGAUUUGCGAAUGGCAAUGGGAACAAUGGCGGUAGCAGACAUUAUCAAUAUGCUGGGGCACAUCCAUAUGCUGCUGCUAGUGCUCAUCAUCAUCAUCAUCAUCAUCCAUAUGCGCCACGCAGCAGCAGCAAUUCCGGAUUCCAACCGCCGCAACAACAACAACAACAACAUCAUCAUCCUGCUGCUGCUGCUGCAGAAUAUCAUCAACAAUCGAAACAUCAGAAUAGCAGCAGCAACAACAGCUUUAGCCAUGCUCGAUUCAAUGAUGUGAAUUCCUACAUGCAAAUGUCACUGGGUGGGGAGACAUGUCCAUGGGGGUGGAUCGUCUGUGGCGGGGGUGGAUCCUCCAUUGCCAGGUCCCCGAGUUUCCCGGCACGGGAGCGAUUCGUAUUUCAAAGGCAUGGGCAGCAUGGCGGACAGCAUCAGCAGUGA
Cylindrotheca closterium is the source of this 1590-nucleotide messenger RNA. NCBI's taxonomy places the organism in Eukaryota, Bacillariophyta, Bacillariophyceae, Bacillariales, Bacillariaceae. The record is from the annotation of a GenBank genome assembly.